Soboliphyme baturini is the source of this 288-nucleotide messenger RNA. The record is from the annotation of a GenBank genome assembly. Lineage: Eukaryota; Metazoa; Nematoda; Enoplea; Dioctophymatida; Soboliphymatidae.
UAUUUACCUACGGUCAUGAAUCGUGGACCAUCACUGGAAAAGGUCGAACCCGGGUACGAGCUGCUGAAAUGGGCCUUCGUAGACGAGUCGCUGCCCUUACGCGUCUCGACAUGGUCUGGAAUAGUGUCAUCCAGAAGAGCUUUGGAGUACAGCUUCUGCUUGUCCAAAUUGAGAAGUCACAGCUGCGAUGGUUCGGGCAUGUGUUGCAAAUGCCUCCAGAAAGGAAGGCUAAACAACUGUUGCUUGGAAAUCCGACCGGCAGAAGGCCCUUGGGAUGGCCACGAUUAA